Messenger RNA from Varroa destructor (honeybee mite), 3530 nucleotides. Its product is annotated as putative peptidyl-tRNA hydrolase 2. Gene Ontology annotation, molecular function: protein binding; peptidyl-tRNA hydrolase activity. NCBI's taxonomy places the organism in Eukaryota, Metazoa, Arthropoda, Arachnida, Mesostigmata, Varroidae. The record is from RefSeq and is a predicted model, not a curated record. Gene Ontology annotation, cellular component: cytosol.
UAAACACUAGCGAAGACCUUAUGCUUUUUCACAUUGUGGUAUCUUAUAAGGUUCCUGUAAUACUCAGUGUCAGCUGAAUCUACAGUGUUGUUCAGUUCAUAGUGAUAAUGGAAGGCGAACGAGUGGGCCCUGAAGGCGCUGAGAGCCGAGUAGAUGCGACCAGCGUAGUCGCAAACAUGUCAGAAGUUGGGGACGACGUUCCAGAGGGGUCCCAUGGAGAAAAAACUGAAAAAAAAAAGAUAAUCAAGGACGAGAAGUGGCUGCCAAACAAGAAUUACCUUCGUGCGCUGAUGUCGAUGGGAAUUCGCAAAAGCGACGCUGUAAAAGCUCUCUACCACACGAAUAAUUCAUCAGCAGAUUCCGCAGCCACCUGGCUAUUUGAAAGCAUUGAUACAGUAAAUAGCAGUCAAAUGCCGCCUGGGUGGAGUUUACAUGACGCUAUGUCAUCUCCGGAUGGCUCGUCGGCCUCUUCAUCUGACGAUGAAGGCGAUUUGUUGUCGGGAGAUCUCUAUAAAAUGGUGUUUGUUAUUAACGGCGAGUUAACCAUGGGAACGGGAAAAGUUGGAGCACAAGUGGGUCAUGCGGCUGUGGGCCUUUUUCGGGUUCUAAUGAGCGAUGAGUUCAGAUACGGUCGAAUGCUUUGCGCCUGGGAAGAUUCAGGUGAGACAAAAAUUUGCCUGAAAGGUAAGAACACCCAAGAGCUUUUAGAUCUUGAAAAGAGUGCCCAAGAGAAGGAUCUUCCAUGCUAUCUCGUCGAGGACGCCGGCCGAACGCAGGUACCUGCCGGAUCUUUGACCGUUCUGUCCAUUUUUGGCAAGGUCGAAGAUGUUAACAGUGUCACUGGCAAACUGAGACUGCUCUAACCGACUCGGCAGAAAGCUGUCUGUUAUUCCGUAUUAACAAGGCGGUUGCCUCCCUUGAUUACGGUUUAUCCUGCUACUAGAUGUAGGACACCGCUACAGGGAAACACUGCAUUACUAUUCUCUUGCACAGUGUAAUUAUUAGAGUUCAGACGCUCUGAUUUAUGCACCUUUAUUUCCUAUACGUCGUCAACUAUCUGUGUACAUGCGUGCGUGGUAUUAUUUUUGAGACAGGAGAUUCGUUUUGAGCAUCACUGAUAGAAGGUUAGAAAGGGACAUAGAACAAAAUAGGUCGAGAGUUGAAAACAAACCCAAGACAUAUAUUGAGCUAAAGGGUAAACGGAAACGAUACAAUCUGCUUAUACCCGACGCUGUGAAAUAUAACUAUGAAAUUAUUAAGCGAAAAAAUUGGAAAAGAUCUGUUAAAUCAAAGAUCUCACUGAUUUUAUGCUGAACGUUACAGAGCUUAGCUCGUAAUCCAGUUUCAAUGUAUCUAAAAACAUGAAUUGAAAAAUACUCUCUCACUUUUUCUCUUUCUUUGAUUUUUCCCGCAGGGUUAAGAUACGCAUACUGGUCACAAGGCUGCACACUGCAGCCUUGAAAAAAAACUUAGCGUGAUUAUUUAGAUUGUGCUUAGUGAUUUUUCGGUUUACGGAACCAAAAUCAAAUCUCAGUAACCAUACAACUAAAAGAAAUUGCUUCUGGCUUAGCAGCUAACGCAAAUAAGCUACAAAUAUUUUGUGUUUUACAAAUUAUUAAUCCUUAUAUUAUUAUUAUUGCUACUGUUAUUUAUGAAAAGCGUACAUGAGUGUGAUUUUGUUAUUAAGAUAUUUGACAGUAUAUUAAAUCACGGUUCUUAUAUAGAGAUAAGCAUUGGAUUGUACAUUAAUUUAUGUAGACUUCCAAUCCCAUUAACCGCUCCAGUCAGUCCUAAACGUGAUUUAAACUAAAUGCCUAUUGUUUCUCGUUAUAUACCCCGCACAUCGAUGAGAGGCUGCAUCUACGAACGCAGUUAAACCAUCGAACGAUUGGCAAGCCAGUUGUUGUACGAACUUACAAUAAAAUGGCGGAAGAAAUCAGCUGUUUGUGAUUUCCACCAAUAAUGAUCACGCCACUAAAUUUCAGCGUAGUAGAUUGCUAUGUCCACAAUAUUUUAUAAUGUAAGGUAACGGCCAAUUAGUUUUCAUACCGGUACUAUUCUUCCUAAAUAAACGAUAAACAACUUUUCCCGAAACACAGUGUAGUGGAACUCGUAUUUUCUGCCGGAAUUAAGGGGCGAUAGUGCUUGCAUAUUUAGAGAUUGAUACUCGACAAUCGCAAAAAUCCUGUACUAGUUUGUUCUCCUCUGAUGCAAAAACAAUGUGGCAAAAAGUCUACCAUGAACUCUUUAGUUGGACAAUAAAUUUCGAGCACUAAUCAUUAUAAAAUGCGGUUAUUAAUUGAAGCAGACUAUUACUUAAUAAUUCCUUGCAAGCAAGCAAGUCUAAAUUGUUUCUCGCAAACCUCGACUACUUGAUCAAUUUCCGACUUUAACCAUCAAAAAAAGAACUAACCUCUACCAGCGCGACUGUCAAAUUAGCAACUAAGAAUAUGUGUAAUGGUGAUCGCGGACAAACCUGUCUUUUGCGAAAUAGUAUAUCCACCUUGUCCCUUUGUUCUCUUUUAUAUAGGAUCAAUAUACUCCAGCUCCUCAAUAAGCAUUAAACUUCUCUCGCAGUUACGGAAACAAUCAUCACUAGGUGGCAAAAGUGUCACUACAUUUACUAAUAAAUUGUAAUAAAUAAUUGUUUAUUAGAUAUCUGUGUAUAUAUAUACAUUGUUAGGACACAGGCACCAGUAACAACAAGCAAACAUACCAAGACACUAAACAUACAGGGUUGAUCCGUACAUAUAGCGUACAAUACCGCAUAAUGUAUUGUACCAUUGCAAGGAUUAAAAUACUAUUAUUACGACUAAUAUGAUAUAGUUUGAUGCUAUCUAAUGAAGUAAUGUGCACACACUAGAAAAGGACUGUGGAGCUAAAUAAAUUCGAAAAUAAAAGCAAACGAACAGCAGUUUUAGUUCUUUAGUUCUUAUCCACUACCUACAGGUAGAAAUAUUGAAUGAUGUUCUUAUUUUUGAUUCUUGAAGUAGAACGUGCCUUAAAAUAAUUAUCAGCGACGCUGCUAUUUUUAACCUAGUUUUACGAUGAAUUUAUUUAAAAGGUAGUGCUUAUAAUAACGGAACUAGCCAUAAUUCCUUUGCUGUAAAAAGCGGAAAAGUAACACUUAUAUUUUUUUUUUUAUUCACUAACAUCUAGUUUUAAAAUCGUUGUAAAAAAACUGACUCAGAACAGUUUCACAGAAUGUUGGAACUUACAAUUUUCAUUCGUAAAGAAACUUGCUAUUAUAUAGUUAAAAAUUAUGUAGAUAUAACUUUUUACAUCUUGCUAUUUAAAUACACCUUUAUCACGUGAAAGGUAAAACGACUAUAAAAGUCUUAUUUUAAAAAAAACUGGAUUAUUUUUUAUUCCCUUUAUGAAUUUACCUAUGCCUAGUUCCCCAAAUAUAAAAUUGGAGUUCACAGAGGAUGUGUAGAAUUUAGUUUUCUAACCCAUGUAUCAUCUUUGUGAGUUUAUCACUUAAGAAGGUAGCACACCGCAUGCGCUAAUAACUGGUGACCAUUCAGAGG